AUGGCUUCUCCUGGUAAACAAUUUGUCAUUUGUUUAGUUUUUGGGUGGAGUAUGUGUUUAGCUUGCAUAGAGGGGGCAUUGGAAGAGGCAUUCACUGAGGCUGGAUUUGUUAAAGCAUUUCAACAUCAGCCCACUCCAUCAAGUAUUAUACAGAACUUUGCAGAAGGAAAUUUAUGGCUUGAUAAUAACAUUCCUGAAGCAGAAAAACCAAGUCAUUUUAUUGCACCAGAGAGUCAAGACAUAUUUGAAUUGCAUGAUACCAGAAAGUAUGAUGGAUCAAAGCAUUUCUCUCAAGAUUCUAUAGCCCAUUGGGAUUCACAAUCAUAUUGGAGAGAAGAACCUUACUUUUCAUUGUCAGAAUUGGGGACAGGGAGCCUAUCAAGCAAGCAUCAUAGUGUCCCCUUAACAUUGGAGCAUGUGAGUUAUGUACCCACUGAAGUACCAAUUGCAAGACCUCAGAACUUGGGAUUAGAGUUCAGCACUGCAACAAGUCCACAGGCUAUAAUCAGUAGUUCUUCUCAAUCCAAAGAUCAUCACACAUUAUACCAAAAUCUUGAUGAAUGGUGUGAUAUUCCUGGGCCUGUUGGAGAACCCUUAAGACCUCAUUUGAUAGCACCUGGGAUAACCAGACCACUGACAGACAUGGAACAUACCUUUCAGGGAAACCAUGAUGUACAAUAUAAAUUUCCAUUUUUGAACAGGGACCCAUAUGUCAUGAUGUUGAAAGAAACCACACAGGAUCAUGGCAUCACAUGCAAUAACAUUCACAACAGACAGAGGAGUCAAGUAUCAGGAAGUGAAGGUUUUAACCAAUUUGAUAUUGAUCAGAGUAUUCCUUACCUCUCUCCAAGAAACUUUCAAGCUUCUUCAUAUACAGUGGGUAAUCCAAAUGAAGGCCCUUCAGAUACAGUGAAUAGUUUUCACUUCCCAGAUUAUUGGAUAAAGGAUAACCAGAAGGGCAUGGAUAAUUUUGGGAUGAUACCAUCCACAGUGGGUCAGGGCCUGAUGAAUUCAGAAUCAAGAAGAGAAAAAAGGAAGGCAUCUGAAGGACCAGGGGAUUCAUGUUUUCUGGACACAAAAUGGCCAUGGGAUUCACCACACAUGGCUUACAGCAAUGUUCCAAGUUCUUCAGGAGCAACUGUUUUGUCACGGGGUAUGGAGGAUUCAGGAGUCAACAGAAGUGAUGAAAUUGCUACUCCCACACAACACACAAGUCAUAUGGCUCAAAGCUUCCCAACCAUUGAGAAGUACAAGGACAUAGCUAUCAAAGAUCACCCAUUUCAGAGUCCUUUGAAUGGUCUGAUUAGCUCCCCUGUGAUACAACGUCAGUCAAAUAGAAAAGGGCCUUCAGAGUUUUCCACAAGAGAAGCAGUUCCAUUGCUACUUGACAUAGGUGUAUUUUUUGUGAACAAUUCUCCAAGUUUGUGUUAUGAAACAACUCUAUGGUUUGAAGAGCUCAAACAUGACAUGAUUGCCAAAGCCAAUGGGAAUGCCUCUAUUAGAAAGCAUGUUGAACAAGCAACAGGAAUUGCUCACUCAAAGAUAACAACAUGUUUUCUGGGCCUUAUUUUGAUUUUUGCCACUGAGGGAGGUGAUCCAGUAUCUUGGUUAAAUCUUCUUCAGGAGGGAUGGAAUUUCAUCAAAUUACAGUUUGGGAGUUGGAUAGAUGCAGAUCUAAAGAUUGAGAGUAAUCAUCCUGGAGUGAAGAGGAAUUACUAUUUCAAAACAAAAUGGAAUGAACCUGCAUCAUGGUAUAAGUCAUUGAGCAGCUUUAGCAAUAAAAACAAUAUACCAGCUGAUAUCAUCAACUCCCUUGUAGUCAAAUGGGAUCAAAACAGAACUUUUUCAAGAAUUGGAAUAAACCAUUUAGGGGGAUCUUAUUCAGUGAUACAGAAAUUCCAUGAAUCACAUGUAAAGUAUAGCUAUGGUGGGCUUUACUCAAGAUCAGGGAUAACAAACCUUGCAUUUAUAGGUUUAAGAUACUGUGGAGACUAUCAAGUCCAUCAUGAACGCACAGUAGCAUCAAGAUGGCAUGAAAUAUGUUUGUCAUUAUCUCACUCUGCACAAUUCCACUCACCUAAGGGAAUUGAAAUGUGCCAAGAGGUCCAUGCUUUCUUUGGUUCAUUAGUUGAAGAUCUAUUGAGCUCCUACAAGCAAGUAUACAAUCUUGAUAUCUCUUUAGCUGGGAAAAGACCCAAGAAAAGAUCAGAAGACUUAUUGAAUCAUGAUCCUCAUAAGAUAAAUAUUGAAACAAUUAUCAGGGUUAACAGUAUGGGAGAGUACAGACUAACUGUAAUCUUCAUAGGCCUGGUCAAAGUUCUCUACCAAAAGGAAACUCAAGAUAAUACACUCAGAAUCCUUCUCAAAAGUGCAUGGGAUUUUUUGAAAGGAAUGUUUUCCAAGUGGAAAGACUUUAAUUUUCAAACUGAUUUACCAAAGAUCUUUGAUAUGGAAGUUGAAAAAUCAUCAAGGGUUACUAUAGAUUGGUCAGAUCCUUAUAAACUAUUCAAUUCACUCUCACAAAACCAAGUUAUCAGAAGAUAUCCUAUCCCAAUCCAUGGUCUUAAAAGUCUGUAUGAAGCUUGGAGUGAUACCUUAUCUACCUCUAAAUUCACUCAGAUGAAUGAUGUGGACUUCAAAGUGAUUUGA
Molecule: messenger RNA, 2649 nt
Organism: Melampsora larici-populina 98AG31
Lineage: Eukaryota; Fungi; Basidiomycota; Pucciniomycetes; Pucciniales; Melampsoraceae
Exons: 4
Coding region: 1-2649 (882 amino acids)
Source: RefSeq, a predicted model, not a curated record